AUGGCGAGGGGUGGCAGCGCCGUGGCUGUCCUCUCCUUCCUCCUCGGCCUCCCGCUCCUCUCCGUCCUCGUCGCCGGCGAGGACCCGUACCGGUUCUUCACGUGGAACGUCAGCUACGGCGACAUCUACCCGCUCGGCGUCAAGCAGCAGGGGAUACUGAUCAAUGGGCAGUUCCCCGGGCCGCAGAUAGAGGCCGUCACCAACGACAACCUCGUCGUCAAUGUCUUCAACAAGCUCAACGAGCCAUUCCUCCUCUCCUGGAGCGGGAUACAGCAGCGGCGGAACUCGUUCGAGGACGGCGUGGCCGGGACGACGUGCCCGAUCCCGCCGGGCGCCAACUUCACCUACAUCCUGCAGGCCAAGGACCAGAUCGGCACCUACUUCUACUUCCCCUCCCUCGCCUUCCACAAGGCCGCCGGCGGCUUCGGCGGCAUCCGCGUCCUCAGCCGCCCCAGGAUCCCGGUCCCCUUCCCGCCACCAGCCGCCGACUACACCGUCCUCAUCGGCGACUGGUACAAGACCAACCAUACCGAUUUGAGGUACAUGCUCGACAGUGGCAAGGCACUUGGCUUCCCCGAUGGCCUGCUCAUCAACGGUCGCGGCUGGAACGGCUACACCUUCACCGUCCAGCCCGGCAUGACGUACCGUUUCCGGAUCACCAACGUCGGGCUGGCCACGUCCCUCAACAUCAGGUUCCAGGGGCACACCAUCAAGCUGGUGGAGGUGGAGGGCUCGCACACCAUGCAGACCGCCUACUCCUCCCUGGAUGUGCACCUUGGCCAGUCCUACUCGGUGCUCCUCACCGCGGACCAGCCUGGCUUCGACUACUCCAUCGUCGUCUCCACGCGCUUCACCACCAAGAUCAUAUCCACCACCGCCGUCCUGCACUACGCCAACUCCGCCGGCAAGGCUCCCGGCCCUCUGCCCGGAGGCCCCACCACCCAGAUCGACUGGUCGCUCAACCAGGCCCGCUCUAUCAGAUGGAACCUGACGGCGAGCGGGCCGAGGCCCAACCCGCAGGGCUCGUACCACUACGGCCAGGUGCCCACCACCAGGACCAUCAGGCUGGCCAACUCGGCGGCCACCAUCAACGGCAAGCAGAGGUACGCGGUGAACAGCGUGUCCCACGUCAACGCAGACACGCCCCUCAAGAUCGCCGACUACUACAAGAUCGCCGGCGUGUUCUCGGUGGGCACCAUCUCCGACAGCCCGACAUACGGCGGUGCCUACCUUCGGACAUCGGUCAUGGGGGCCGACUACAGAGGCUACGUCGAGAUUGUGUUUGAGAACUCUGAGAACGAGGUGCAGUCGUGGCACAUCGACGGCUACGCCUUCUGGGUUGUCGGAAUGAAUGGAGGAAAAUGGUCGCCGGCAAGCAGGCAGAUCUACAACUUGAGGGAUGGCGUUUCACGGUACACUGUUCAGUUUACCCCAAUGCAUGGACUGCAAUCUACAUGCCCCUUGACAACGUGGGCAUGUGGAACGUGA
Molecule: messenger RNA, 1488 nt
Organism: Triticum turgidum subsp. durum (durum wheat)
Lineage: Eukaryota; Viridiplantae; Streptophyta; Magnoliopsida; Poales; Poaceae
Source: the annotation of a GenBank genome assembly